Apodemus sylvaticus (European woodmouse) is the source of this 1244-nucleotide messenger RNA. RefSeq lists its product as uncharacterized. The transcript has 10 exons. The record is from RefSeq and is a predicted model, not a curated record. Bases 1 to 741 code for a protein of 246 amino acids. Lineage: Eukaryota; Metazoa; Chordata; Mammalia; Rodentia; Muridae.
AUGACCUGCUGGAGCAGGGCUAGGGGUGCGGCGCGGUGCCCCUCGGAGGCUUGCGGACCUGCUACCUUCUCCGGCCUUCCUCCUGGCUGCGGCGAGGUCACUGAGUGGCUGUGGUGCUGCCGAGGCCCAGCUCAGGCUGCAGAAUUGUGUAACCCGCGACCUCCGGUUCCCCCUCCGCCGCGACUGCAUGGCCACCCCCCCGGCCCUGCCACUGGUUCGCUGACUUGUGUGCCCGCCCACGGAUCUGCUUCUGAGUCCCGCCGCCAGCGACGCCUCCUUUCUCCAGCGCAGAAGCUGGAGCAGCAGUUCUGCCACGCAGGAAGAGGGACACUGGCUGCAAUAGUUAGUUCAGCACAAACUGCACAUUUUGUGCCCUCCCCGCCUCCAAAUUGCCUCAGUUACAAAUUGGAAGGCAGGCUUGGUGACCAGGACUGGCAAGCACAUUUUAAAGUCCCAUGCUGUGGAGUUGAUCCAUCUCAACUUGAGUUGCAGGACUGCAGUCAUGUCAUCAUCUGGAACAUCAAGUUCCCUCAGAAUAUCCACACAUCUCCCCAGCCCACCAUGGCAGAGGAAAUUGAUUUCACUACUGGAGAUGCAGGGGCUUCCAGCACUUCUCCUAUGCAGUGCUCAGCCCUGCACAAAAAUAGCUUCCUGGUGCUUAAAGGGGGAACCAAGCAAAGUCAUGGAGAUGUCAACUUCCAAGACUGGGAAGCAUGGUCAUGCCAAGAUACGCCUUGUUAGAAUUGACAUUUUCACUGGCAGAAAACAUGAAGAUAUCUGUCCCUCUACUCACGACAUGGAUGUUCCAAAUAUUAAGAGAAAUGAUUAUCAAGAUAUGUUAUCCCUAAUUGCGGGAAGAGGCCAAAGUUCAUAUCAAAUAUUCAGAUUCGUACCAGAAAAACCACACUGGUCCCUGAGGGAUAAGAUUUACACUGAACUACAUAUUAACUGUAGUGAAGAAUCUGUGCUCACAGUAGCUUCCGUUUUAAAGCAGGGGAAAAUGAAACAACUUCAACAUAUAUCUUUUCACAAUGGAAAUUUCCUCAUGACUGAAGAAGUUGCUGGUCAUUUUAUUUCAAUGUUCCCUUCUACCUCCCUCUUAACCACAGCAGAAGAGAUUAUUACAAGAAACAACUUCAGUUUUAUAUUUAACCAUAUUGUUACAUAGUUUCACUCACUAUAUUUAUUUUAUGUUGUGUAUUACACAUUCUUAUCUAUUAAUAUUAAUAAAUGGUAUUAAAUUA